UCCCUCGCCGCCCCGCCCAGGGGACGGAGCCCGGGGCGCAGCAUCCUGGCUCGGGCCGGGUCGCCUCAGCCACUGCCGUCGGGGAAGGUCCUAGCGCGGUCAUGGCCUCGCGAGGUGCGCGCCCCGGCCCAAGCCCUCAGCACCCCGCGCAGUAGCCCCGAGGAGAGGCGGCCUGGGACGUCGCGGACGGCUGGGCGGGCAGCAUGGAGGAGGCGCACCUGCUCCCGGCUGCCGACGUGCUGCGCCGCUUCUCGGUGACAGCCGAGGGCGGCUUGAGCCCGGAGCAGGUGACCGACGCGCGGGAGCGCUACGGCCCCAACGAGCUCCCUACUGAGGAAGGGAAGUCCCUGUGGGAACUGGUGCUGGAGCAGUUUGAUGACCUCUUGGUACGCAUCCUGCUGCUGGCAGCCCUGGUCUCCUUUGUCCUGGCCUGGUUCGAGGAGGGUGAAGAGACCACAACUGCCUUUGUGGAGCCCCUAGUCAUCAUGCUGAUCCUCGUGGCCAAUGCGAUCGUGGGAGUGUGGCAGGAGCGUAAUGCCGAGAGUGCCAUUGAGGCCUUGAAGGAGUAUGAGCCUGAGAUGGGUAAGGUGAUCCGCUCUGACCGCAAGGGCGUGCAGAGGAUCCGAGCCCGGGACAUCGUCCCUGGGGACAUUGUGGAAGUGGCAGUGGGAGACAAGGUGCCUGCUGACCUCCGCCUCAUUGAGAUCAAGUCCACCACACUUCGAGUGGACCAGUCCAUCCUGACAGGGGAGUCUGUGUCUGUGACCAAGCACACAGACGCCAUCCCAGACCCUAGAGCCGUGAACCAGGACAAGAAGAAUAUGCUGUUUUCUGGCACCAAUAUUGCAUCAGGCAAAGCCUUGGGUGUGGCCGUGGCCACAGGCUUGCACACAGAGCUGGGCAAGAUUCGGAGCCAGAUGGCAGCUGUGGAACCUGAGAGGACGCCACUGCAGCGCAAGCUGGAUGAGUUUGGGAGGCAGCUGUCCCAUGCCAUCUCUGUGAUCUGUGUGGCUGUGUGGGUCAUCAACAUUGGCCAUUUUGCUGACCCAGCCCACGGUGGAUCCUGGCUCCGUGGUGCAGUCUACUACUUCAAAAUUGCUGUGGCCCUGGCUGUGGCUGCUAUUCCCGAGGGUCUCCCAGCAGUUAUCACUACAUGCCUGGCACUGGGCACAAGGCGUAUGGCACGCAAGAAUGCCAUUGUGCGGAGCCUGCCCUCUGUGGAGACCCUGGGCUGCACCUCAGUCAUCUGCUCUGACAAGACAGGGACCCUCACCACCAAUCAGAUGUCUGUCUGCAGGAUGUUCGUGGUAGCUGAAGCAGAGGCAGGCUCCUGUCGUUUGCAUGAAUUCACCAUCUCGGGUACCACGUAUACCCCAGAGGGCGAAGUGCGACAAAGGGAGCAGCCUGUGCGUUGUGGGCAGUUUGAUGGACUUGUGGAGCUAGCGACCAUCUGUGCCCUUUGCAAUGAUUCAGCACUGGACUACAAUGAGUCCAAGGGCGUGUACGAGAAGGUAGGAGAGGCCACGGAGACAGCCCUGACUUGCCUGGUAGAGAAGAUGAAUGUGUUUGACACGGACCUGGCAGCAUUGUCCCGGGUGGAGCGUGCUGGCGCCUGCAACUCGGUCAUCAAGCAACUCAUGCGGAAGGAGUUUACCCUCGAGUUCUCCAGGGACCGGAAGUCCAUGUCUGUGUACUGCACACCUACUCGUUCUGAUCCCAAGGCCCAGGGCAGCAAGAUGUUUGUGAAGGGAGCUCCCGAGAGUGUAAUUGAGCGCUGUAGCUUAGUCCGAGUGGGGAGCCGUACAGUACCCCUGAACACCACCUCCAGAGAACAUAUUCUGGCCAAGAUCCGGGAUUGGGGCUCAGGCUCUGACACACUGCGCUGCUUAGCCUUGGCCACUAGGGACACGCCCCCAAGGAAGGAGGACAUGCGAUUGGAUGACUGCAGUCAGUUUGUACAGUACGAGACAGACCUGACCUUCGUGGGCUGUGUGGGCAUGUUAGACCCACCGAGACCGGAGGUGGCUGCCUGUAUCACACGCUGCUCCCGGGCGGGCAUUCGGGUGGUCAUGAUCACAGGAGACAACAAAGGCACAGCUGUGGCCAUCUGUCGUCGACUUGGCAUCUUUGGGGACACAGAGGACGUGCUGGGCAAGGCCUACACAGGCCGUGAAUUUGAUGACCUCAGCCCAGAGCAGCAGCGCCAGGCUUGCCGCACUGCCUGCUGCUUUGCGCGGGUGGAACCCGCACACAAGUCUCGCAUCGUGGAGAACCUGCAGUCCUUUAAUGAGGUCACUGCCAUGACUGGCGAUGGGGUGAAUGAUGCACCAGCCCUGAAGAAGGCAGAGAUUGGCAUCGCCAUGGGCUCAGGUACCGCUGUGGCCAAGUCAGCAGCAGAGAUGGUACUGUCCGAUGACAACUUUGCCUCCAUUGUGGCUGCAGUAGAGGAGGGCCGGGCCAUUUACAACAACAUGAAGCAAUUCAUCCGCUACCUCAUCUCCUCCAAUGUUGGCGAGGUUGUCUGUAUCUUCCUCACAGCAAUUCUGGGCCUGCCCGAAGCCCUGAUCCCUGUGCAACUGCUCUGGGUGAACCUGGUGACAGAUGGCCUCCCUGCCACAGCACUUGGCUUCAACCCACCAGAUCUGGACAUCAUGGAGAAGCUGCCUCGGAACCCCCGUGAGGCUCUCAUCAGUGGCUGGCUUUUUUUCCGGUACUUGGCUAUUGGAGUGUAUGUAGGCCUGGCUACGGUGGCUGCCGCCACCUGGUGGUUCCUGUAUGACGCUGAGGGACCUCAAGUCACCUUCUAUCAGCUGAGGAACUUCCUGAAGUGCUCUGAAGACAACCCACUCUUUGCUGGUAUCGACUGUGAGGUCUUUGAGUCCCGCUUCCCCACUACCAUGGCCUUGUCUGUGCUUGUGACCAUUGAAAUGUGCAACGCCCUCAACAGCGUCUCAGAGAACCAGUCACUGCUGCGCAUGCCACCCUGGCUGAACCCUUGGCUGCUGGGGGCUGUGGUCAUGUCCAUGGCCCUGCACUUCCUCAUCCUUCUGGUGCCUCCCCUGCCUCUCAUUUUCCAGGUGACCCCACUGAGUGGUCGGCAGUGGGGGGUGGUGCUCCAAAUGUCUCUGCCUGUCAUCCUGCUGGACGAGGCCCUCAAGUAUCUGUCCAGGAACCACAUGGAUGAAAAAAAGGACCCGAAGUAAGUCCUGGGAUCAGAGAGGAGUCUCCAGUAUGGCCGUCAGACUGAUAGUGUCCAAGCAUUUGUCCCCAUUCCCACCCCUUGCCAACCGCACUCAGCCACCUGUCUAUUGGACCCUGCUGGACAUAACAGGCCUGAAACAAGAAUGACCACCUCUAGGCCCAAUCCCAGGUUCCUGUCUCCAUUUCCAUACCUCCCUACAGCUCUGGCCCAGAAGUUGAGCCCAGGAGGGGCGGCUAAGAAGCCAGAGCUGGCUGCAGGGCCACCACACAUUCCCCCACAGCUCUACAACCUUUUCCCUGCUUGGAGGCUGGACGUUUUGCUCACUUGGUUUGCUUGGUAACUGGUGCCUCUGCCCUGAUGGAGGACUCACGGGGGCCUUCUUACGGACUCUGACCUCUUGCUUAGUUUGGGUCUGGAGCCUGAUCAGCUGUGGGAAGGAGGACUUGGAGGGGACCAUCUGGGCCCAGCUGUGACCACAAGGAGGGGCAGCCCCUUCCACUUGGCUCUGCCUCCACCAAGUCCACUUCUGAGAGCAGGAGCCUGUGUCUGUUUAUAUAUGUGCCGGCCCUAGGGGAUUGAGGGAUCACAGACAGAUAGGAACUCAAGAAGCAGGAGGAGAGGCCGGACUAGGACUCCCUUUCCCAGGAGGCAGCCUGGGCUAGCUGACUGGGCUCAGCCCUAUUCCCACCUCUCGGCUUACUGCCUCAGCUCAGGUUGGCUUAGGGUGACCAGGUCUGUGAAGCCGAGGCCAGCUUUACUGUCCAUGUCCCUGGUGCCUAAGACUCCAGACACCCCUAGGUCUGUGUCCGCGUGUUCUGCCACCCAUGGUGGGAGGCCAUGUCACUUGCUGCAGGGCUGGGUGGUUCUGAAUCUCCUGAACUGCUGGUGUUACUCUGCCUCUCUCUUUCCUCCCACUGUACAUCUUUGAGUCAAAGAGACGUCACUAGGACGGAUACUCCACGAGGGACUGCCUACCCCUACCUCCCCACUGAAAGAAAGCAUCUCAUGGGGAUCUAUCAGAAGGACUGGUUUGGGUGUUACUUGGUUUUAUUUUUUUUCUGUUGUUGAUGUUCCUCUUAACACUGCUGUCGCUCCUUUGACAAAAACUAGCUAGGUGUCCCAGAAAACAGAGGAAGUGUUGAUCUGCGUGACUUAGCUCUUCCCUUGAGUGUGUACAGUGUGAUUAUUUUAUAUGUAAAUCAAGAUUCCCGUCACUGUCCUAACCCCCCGGUAACAAAAGCCCCCUCAGCCUGCCUUGCAGACAGAUGAACUCCAUGUUUGGCAGCCUACUCUCCUGCACAUCCUCCCUUCCCUCUGGCGGGUUCUGGAGGGGCCUUAGAGAGAAACAGAGUUGGAGGGAUGGCUUGGCAGGGACAGAGCCCUGUGCCCACCUGCUGACAUGCUUUCUUCUGGUAGAGGAAUAAAGAUGUGUGUCUGAGGGA
This is a messenger RNA of Onychomys torridus (southern grasshopper mouse), 4644 nucleotides long. It is a transcript of the gene Atp2a3, whose product is annotated as ATPase sarcoplasmic/endoplasmic reticulum Ca2+ transporting 3. Gene Ontology annotation, biological process: calcium ion transmembrane transport; intracellular calcium ion homeostasis. Gene Ontology annotation, molecular function: P-type calcium transporter activity; ATP binding; ATP hydrolysis activity. Lineage: Eukaryota; Metazoa; Chordata; Mammalia; Rodentia; Cricetidae. Gene Ontology annotation, cellular component: membrane. The transcript is spliced from 21 exons. The record is from RefSeq and is a predicted model, not a curated record. The coding region runs from base 204 to 3203 and encodes 999 amino acids.